Molecule: messenger RNA, 708 nt
Organism: Rhipicephalus microplus (southern cattle tick)
Lineage: Eukaryota; Metazoa; Arthropoda; Arachnida; Ixodida; Ixodidae
Product: amine sulfotransferase-like
Source: RefSeq, a predicted model, not a curated record
AUGGAUUUUGAUCAGUGCAGAGACGUCGGCGGCUUAUGGAUCCACAAGUUUUUCCAUGAAGACGUCAUACGUUCCGCGCUUGCGUACAAGCCACGGGACGACGACCUGUUCUUGGUGACGUACCCUAAGUGUGGCACAACUUGGACGCAGUACAUCAUCCUCAGCAUACUCACCGACGGUCAUCCACCCAAAACUGUUGUUGACGUUGAGUUAGCUUCGCCGUUGAUGGAAAUGAUGGGCGCUGAAGCAGCCGAAAGAAGGGUUAGGCCAGGGCUGUUGAAGACUCAUCUGCCAUUCAACUUGCAGCCAUACUCGCCUCAAGCGAGGUACAUCUACGUCACACGCAACCCGUACGACGUAUGCGUGUCAUUCUACUAUUAUCUAAAAAGCAUGACGCCCAAGAGAUAUGAUGCUUCAUUCGAGCGAUUCAGUAAAUUAUUCAUGGCCCGCAAGCUUUCCAGUGGGGACUACUUCGACCAUUUACUCUCCUGGUACGAGCACCGGAGUGACCCAAAUGUUCUCUUCUUCACUUACGAGCAAAUGAAAAAAGACACUGAUUUCUGGAUAGUCAAGAUCGCGGACUUCAUGGGCAAACAGUACGGGAAGAAGCUUCGUGAGGACAAGACAUUACUAAGCAGGAUACGUGAAUCAUCAAGCCUCAAGAACUAUGCGAGGCGUCUUCAACGAACAUGCCGAACACUUUUUUGA